Messenger RNA from Leptopilina boulardi, 1274 nucleotides. It is a transcript of the gene Vps24, whose product is annotated as charged multivesicular body protein 3. The record is from RefSeq and is a predicted model, not a curated record. Gene Ontology annotation, biological process: late endosome to vacuole transport; endosome transport via multivesicular body sorting pathway; protein transport. Gene Ontology annotation, cellular component: ESCRT III complex; multivesicular body. Lineage: Eukaryota; Metazoa; Arthropoda; Insecta; Hymenoptera; Figitidae. The coding region runs from base 112 to 777 and encodes 221 amino acids. The transcript is spliced from 4 exons.
GAUAGUAUUGUCAUAUUACAAACACAUACAAACAUUUUAUAUUACUAAAUCGCACCUGUCAAAUCUAUACUGUGUUAUCAUUUAUAAUUUUUAUCUGGAUUUUCCACAAAAAUGGGUCUAUUUGGAAAGUCACAGGAGAAAAAUCCCAAAGAAAUGGUUCAAGAAUGGACAUCAAAAUUACGGAAAGAAGGUUAUCAAAUAGAUAGACAAGUUAGAGCAAUUCAGAGGGAAGAGGACAAAGUUAAACGAAGUAUGAAGGAAGCAGCUAAAAAGGGUGAUCGUGAUGUAUGUAAAAUUUUAGCCAAAGAAGUAAUUAGAGCACGUAAAACAUGUGGAAAAUUGCAUACAUCGAAAGCACAUUUAAAUUCUGUGUCAAUGCAAUUAAAAAAUCAAUUAGCAACAAUAAGAGUUGCUGGUUCUGUUUCAAAAUCAACUGAAGUAAUGCAAGCAAUGCAAGCACUUGUCAAAGUACCAGAAGUUGCAGCGACAAUGCGUGAAUUAUCCAAAGAAAUGAUGAAAGCAGGAAUUAUUGAAGAAAUGAUGGAUGAAACAAUGGAAUCAUUGGAAGAUUCCGAAGAAAUGGAGGAAGAAGCCGAUGAGGAAGUUGAUAAAAUUUUAUGGGAAAUUACUGCGGGUCAAAUGGGAAGAGCGCCAGCUGUUGUAACGGAUACAAUAGGUCCAUCAACAUCCAAAGAAGAAGAGGAGGAAGCCGGUAAAGAUAUCGACGAAAAAGAAUUAGAAGAAAUGAAAAGUCGAUUACAAAGUUUACGAAGUUAAGUUAAUUAUUUUUUUUUUUUUAUUUUUAAUUAUGUAAUAAUUAAAAAAUCGACUUUCUCAAGCUAAAAUUUUCAUUUGCAAUAAUGUGUUGAUCAAUCUAAAUAGGAUCUCAAAUUAGUAGAAACAAAAAAUAUAUAUAUAUUGCAAAUGUACAGAAAGUUAAUUUAUAUAAUUUAUUUCUUAUUGAAACACCAUAAUUAAAGUAUAUUAAUUAAUUACCGAGUAAAGAAUUUAAUUAUCUUCGUAUUAUAUAUAUAUAUAUUUUUUUUUUUUUUUGCUUAAAUAAUUUAUUUCACACUAGCUUUUUUUUGAAGUUGAGUGAAAAAUUUAAGUAUUUACCGAUUUACAUAAUACAGCACUAUAAGGAGAUAUUAAAUAAUAUUAAAAUUCAAAAACGCAUUAAAUUAAAAACAUAUGUUGUACAUAUGUUCGUGUAUAAUUUUUUAUUUAUAAAAAAUUAAUUUAGAGAUUUAAAAUCUUUUUUUUUUUUUGUUUUU